Molecule: messenger RNA, 917 nt
Organism: Procambarus clarkii (red swamp crayfish)
Lineage: Eukaryota; Metazoa; Arthropoda; Malacostraca; Decapoda; Cambaridae
Source: RefSeq, a predicted model, not a curated record
GUGAGAUCGAGGGAGGAGGAGGGAGAGUGUCCAGCCUGAGUUACAGCAGUCGUCCUUGGUCCGAGCCUCCUUCAAGGAGGUCCUCUCAAACCUACACAAAUGUGUCCGUGGACGACCGACGACAGCUGUUCUCUGCAGGGAAGCUCAACGCGGAGAGCGGGAUGUCGGCCUACGGCUCAAUCGUCUAUCAGAUGCGGGAUGCGAACAUGGACUCCAGCAACACCUGCGAGUUCGUAUACAAGGCCCUCAAGGUCAUCAGUAAGACAGUGGUGAUGACGGUAUUCUUGGUCCUGGCGAUGGCUGUGCCUGUCUUAAUGGUCAUUAUGGGAGUCCAGUACUUACACGACUGUCCUCUGGAGCCCAACAUUCCCAUUUACCUGCUGGUGGGCGGCUGUUUCGGCACCCUGAAGCUCCUCUGGAUACUAUGUCAGCAGGUUCGGUCGCGUCGGUACGAGCGGAUCGACGACGCCUUCGCCGAGGACAGUCUGGACGAGAUCUUCACCUCAACGAGCUACCGCGCGACGGACGUGGCCCUCACCAUCUUCCUGUUAGUGUGGUUCGGCAUGGGCAACUACUGGGUGUACAGGAUCUACCUCCCCAACUUCCAGGUGGCGCUCUUCAAGCCCAACAACUGGUGCUCCAAGACGCUCUACCUGUUCGCCGUGGCCCAGCUCCUCUUCGUGUACUCCAUCCUGGGCUUCAUCUUCUUGCUCUCCUUCUGCCUCGCCUGCGGCCAGAAGUGCGUCAUGCUCUUCGGCGAGAGCUACAAGUGAGCCAGGGAGGCCAGGAGGCGCGCCAAGCACGAGAGGAAAAAGGCGGGUCGUGGCGGGAAGACCACCAAGAGCGCCACCAAGACCGACGCCGCCGUGAUGAACGGGAAGAAAUGCAUCGACCGACUCCCGGACAUGAACGAAGAC